Arabidopsis thaliana (thale cress) is the source of this 1996-nucleotide messenger RNA. RefSeq names its product Pectate lyase family protein (gene AT59). Gene Ontology annotation, molecular function: pectate lyase activity. The coding region runs from base 258 to 1637 and encodes 459 amino acids. Gene Ontology annotation, biological process: pectin catabolic process. The record is from RefSeq and is marked reviewed. NCBI's taxonomy places the organism in Eukaryota, Viridiplantae, Streptophyta, Magnoliopsida, Brassicales, Brassicaceae. The transcript has 3 exons.
UUGGGUUUUUUGGAGAAAUGACCAUAGAGAUUUAAAUCAAUGGUUGUCUAAUCUAUGUUAAUUCUCAAUCCUCUAUUGACUCUUCUCAUCUCCUUUUCUCUCUCCCCAGUUCCUGGUUAUUAAAGCAAUCAGGUGAUUCAAAUCUUUAAUCUUUUAAUCCCGGCAGGCCUAUCUGAAACAACAACCUCCGUUUGAGGUUUUGCCGGGAAAAUAUAAAGUUCACAGGCUUUGGUCUCUGCAUUUGCAAUAUAUUUAAAAUGGCAGCAGCUUUCUUGAAUCUUGGCGGCUAUGUUUUCGUUUUCUUCUCUUCGUUCUUAGCUAUAGUGGCCCCACAGGUUCGAGGCAAUGUUGCUGUCUUUGAUAGCUACUGGACGCAACGACAAAGUGAUGCAUUGAAACAAACCAUCGGCUCUUACGAUCCUCAUCCACUUAACGUCACCAACCAUUUUAAUUACCAUGUCAAUAUAGCAGUGGAUGCAUCGGAAUCAAGGAACGAUACAAGGAGAGAGCUUACUCAGGUGAGAAGUGGUCGUAAAACGCACAAAAGCAGCGGAAAAUGCCUAGCUUAUAACCCGAUAGACAACUGCUGGCGAUGCGAUCGUAACUGGGCUAAUAACCGGAAGAAACUAGCCGACUGUGUGCUCGGAUUCGGCCGGAGAACCACCGGAGGAAAAGACGGACCGAUAUACGUCGUCAAAGACGCGUCUGACAACGAUCUUAUCAACCCUAAACCAGGAACGUUAAGGCAUGCAGUGACUCGAGACGGACCGCUUUGGAUCAUAUUCGCAAGAAGCAUGAUCAUAAAACUGCAACAAGAACUGAUGAUAACGAGCGACAAAACAAUCGAUGGAAGAGGAGCUAGGGUUUACAUCAUGGAAGGUGCUGGAUUAACGUUGCAAUUUGUGAAUAAUGUGAUCAUUCACAAUAUUUAUGUCAAGCACAUUGUUCCUGGGAACGGUGGGUUGAUCAGAGACUCUGAGGCUCACAUAGGGCUUAGGACAAAAAGUGAUGGUGAUGGAAUCAGUUUGUUUGGAGCAACCAAUAUUUGGAUCGACCAUGUCUCAAUGACAAGAUGUGCAGAUGGUAUGAUCGAUGCUAUUGACGGCUCCACUGCUGUAACUAUUUCCAACAGUCAUUUCACCGACCACCAAGAGGUGAUGUUGUUUGGGGCGAGGGACGAACACGUGAUCGACAAGAAAAUGCAGAUAACGGUUGCGUUUAACCACUUCGGUAAGCGAUUGGAACAGAGAAUGCCUCGUUGCAGAUACGGAACGAUACAUGUGGUGAACAAUGACUACACACAUUGGGAAAUGUAUGCAAUUGGUGGGAACAUGAACCCUACAAUUAUUAGUCAAGGCAAUCGUUUCAUUGCUCCUCCUAAUGAAGAAGCCAAACAGAUUACAAAAAGAGAGUACACACCAUACGGUGAAUGGAAAUCUUGGAAUUGGCAAUCAGAAGGAGAUUACUUUCUCAACGGAGCUUAUUUUGUGCAAUCCGGAAAAGCAAAUGCGUGGAGCUCUAAACCGAAAACCCCGCUCCCAAACAAGUUUACAAUUCGACCUAAACCGGGAACGAUGGUCCGGAAACUUACCAUGGAUGCAGGAGUACUUGGCUGCAAACUUGGUGAAGCUUGCUGAUUACAUAACCAUUUUGCCCCCUUCCAACAAACAGCCAAAGCUUUUGCCCUGUUUUUGCUUGUUGUUCAAGAAAAACAAUAUGGAGAGAGAGGAGAGAAAACGAAAGAGAAUGUUUUUCUAUGAAUGGUGUUUUGUAACUAAGACUGCAUAUAUAAUGCGCAGUUUUCGGAUUAUUAUUCUUAAUAGGAUCCAGGUUCCUUUUUCUACGGAAAAAUGAGAAAAUCAAAAUACCUUAGAUCUUUAUACUAAUUAUACAAUCUCCUCGUAAUACUUUCAUCAAUUAGCUCUCUUAUCUUGUCUCGAAUGUUAUUAGCUAUAUGGACCAAAACAAUAUCUUGAAGAGUUGCAAAAUUUGACCA